AUGUCCGCUGUAUCGGCCGAUAAGCGACCAGCCACUGGCCAUCUCAUUGAUUUCUCCGGUGAGACAUCGCCGCCCGUCACUUACGAUACUCCGGCCAAAGACGAACAGAAACCAUCCGACUCGACCGACCAUAUGACUUCUUCCGUCGCCACGCUCAAGCCCUCCAAACCCGUCUCCGCCGACACACCAAGACAAUACCUGACCAUCAGCACGACCGGAUAUGUCGACCCGACCCCGCCUACUCCGACAGCUUCCGGUCCACCGUCUCGCGCCACCUCCAGCGCCGGUUCUCGAAAUGAUGCCUCUCCCACAAGGUCCGAUGUCGCUUUCGACGACCGGAGAUAUGCGAGUGAGGACGAUCAGGAAGGCGGAUCAAGAUCGGAAAUCCAGAGCAUCAUGGAGCAGUUCACCGGCGACGGCGGCGGCCCGGGGGCUGACGAGGUAAUGAGUCCUAGGCUGGAGAUCACUUCUCCCAUUCUAGCUCCACCCAUUCAACAUCCACCACGCAAGUCGAGUCUCGAGCACCUGGGCAGCACCUCCCAGACGACCACCCAUUCUCAGGAGCCACUUCGGUUGUUGAGCAGUUUGCCGUCUUCCCCGGCCACCGCGAGGGGCCCCGAGACGACGUUGGACGAUGAGGGCCCUCCUGUGCCGCCCAAGGACAGCCUUUCAAGAAUCUCGUCACUCCCUCUGCCACGAGAAGAUGGCAGAACCACGGCUGAUGGACUCAUGUCGCCCGCUGUGCCGAUACCCCGACCACCUCCCCCCGAACCGGAGCCUGAGCCGGCGCUGCCCUUUGAUUUCCACCGCUUUCUGGAGCAGCUGCGGAACAAAAAGGCCGACCCGGUGGCCCGUUACCUCAAGUCCUUCCUGUCGGAAUUCGGGAAGCGACAGUGGAUGGUGCACGAACAGGUCAAGAUCAUAGGCGACUUCCUCGCCUUCAUCGCGAACAAGAUGGCCCAGUGCGAUGUCUGGCGGGAUGUAUCGGACGCCGAGUUCGACAACGCGCGCGAGGGUAUGGAAAAGCUGGUCAUGAACAGGCUCUACACCCAGACUUUCUCUCCCGCCAUUCCCGCGCCGCAGCCGAUCCCGGGUGCGAAGCCCAAGAAGAGGGGAGGGGAGCCGCCCCUCGGUCCGGGGAGGAGGGGCCAGCAUCAAGAAGACGUCGAACGGGAUGAGAUAUUGGCGCAAAAGGUCAGCAUCUACAGCUGGAUUCGAGAGGAGCACUUGGAUAUCCCGGCCACCAGCGAGAGCGGGAAGAGGUUUCUCAAGCUAGCACAACAGGAAUUGCUCAAGAUCAAGUCAUACCGUGCACCCCGGGACAAGAUUAUUUGCGCACUCAACUGCUGCAAGCUCAUGCGGGAUGUGACAGGAUUGCUGAGGCACAACAAGUCGGACUCCUCGGCCGACUCGUUUAUGCCGCUCCUCAUCUACGUCGUCCUUCAGGCGAAUCCCGAACAUUUAGUGUCGAACGUCCAGUACAUUCUGAGGUUCCGUAACCAGGACAAGCUGGCGGGCGAGGCAGGCUACUACCUGUCGUCCUUGAUGGGCGCUAUUCAGUUCAUCGAGAACAUGGAUCGAACCAGCCUGACCAUCACAGACGAAGAGUUUGAAAAGCACGUGGAGGCGGCUGUUUCGGCCAUUGCAGAGAAGCACCGCUCCGAGGAGGUGGAGGCAAACCAGCCGCAGCGCCAGCCGCACCAACAGCGGCGGCAGCAGCAGCAGCCGCUCUCCGAAAAAACACCUUCUAGUUACCUCCCAUCAACGGGUAGCGAGCCGGCAUCCUCAUCCAACUCGAGGCUGUCGGUCGAGGUGACGACGGGGGACUCGACUCCACGGCGCUCGACCUCCUCCAACGACGGCGAAUCAGACGAUAGAGCCGGCAUCACGGGGCUACUGCGUACUAUCCAGCGACCCCUAUCGACCAUCGGGCGUAUGUUGACGGACGAACCGGCCGGCGGGUCGUCGGAAGGAGCACGCACGCCGCAGCAGCCGGUCGAGCGCAGGGACGAUGCUGCUGCGGCGGCGGCGUCUCGACAUGUCCUCUCGGCGGAGGAGGCGGCGGCGAGGCAAGCGAGCGCGGAGACGGCCGAGGCGCAUCGGCUGCACAGGGCGGAGCACAAUAAUGUGGUGGAGACGUUGGCGGGAAUGUUCCCGGAUCUGGAUCGGGAGGUCAUCUCGGACGUGGUGUACCAGAAGCAGGGACGGGUAGGGUUGGCGGUGGAUGCGUGCUUGGCAUUGUCUUCCUAG
Molecule: messenger RNA, 2250 nt
Organism: Sodiomyces alkalinus F11
Lineage: Eukaryota; Fungi; Ascomycota; Sordariomycetes; Glomerellales; Plectosphaerellaceae
Exons: 4
Coding region: 1-2250 (749 amino acids)
Biological process (GO): vesicle-mediated transport
Cellular component (GO): endocytic vesicle; cytosol
Molecular function (GO): guanyl-nucleotide exchange factor activity; ubiquitin binding; small GTPase binding
Source: RefSeq, a predicted model, not a curated record